Molecule: messenger RNA, 1856 nt
Organism: Adelges cooleyi (spruce gall adelgid)
Lineage: Eukaryota; Metazoa; Arthropoda; Insecta; Hemiptera; Adelgidae
Product: cytochrome b5 reductase 4
Exons: 8
Coding region: 367-1782 (471 amino acids)
Biological process (GO): superoxide metabolic process; generation of precursor metabolites and energy
Cellular component (GO): endoplasmic reticulum
Molecular function (GO): oxidoreductase activity; heme binding
Source: RefSeq, a predicted model, not a curated record
UGAUGUCUGAUAUCAUAAGAGUAUACCUACCCACCCAUUUAUCUUGGAGAUAAUAAGUGAUAAAAUAUUCUCAACUCGAGAGCUGUCCUCGUCCAGUUCGUGAUAAUACUAUUGAUGUUCUUUAAUGUUGAUAUAGUAAUCUACCUAUGUUAAUGUUUGACCAAUAACUAUUAACUAUACCCUAUUCUCUGUAGUAUAUAAAUAUAUAAUAUGUAUAAUUCAAUGAUAUGUCUAUUAUGUGCUUGACUAAAUGUUAUUCGUUUUGUCACUUUAUAACCAAUUGCAUAAACAUGGUGUAUUUAAUUUUUGUAAUUGGUUAGAUAUGUAAGAUCAUUACUUUGAAACGAAAACCACUAAAAGUUUAACAUGGCAACUGGAACAACUAGAAAUAAAGUCGCGUUAGCUCCUGGUCAUUCAUUAAUGGACUGGAUUCGAUUGGGUAAUUCCGGAAGUGAUUUAACUGGACUGGGUGGCAAACUCAUUUCGGUUUCAAGAUCAGAAUUAGCCAGACAUAAUAAACGAAGUGAUGCUUGGUUAGCUAUACGAGGCACUGUGUAUAAUGUAACCCGAUAUAUGGAUUUUCACCCGGGAGGUGUUGAUGAAUUAGUACGUGGUAUUGGUACAGAUGCUACGAAAUUAUUUUCUGAGAUACAUGCCUGGGUAAACUAUGAGUCAAUACUUCAAAAGUGUGUGGUUGGUCACCUAGUAAACGAUGAAAUAUAUAAACUACCUCAGGUAUUAAAAACACCGAUAGAAGAUGAUUUAAAGAUGGAUUGGUUUCAACAACUUGGAUUUUUAUGUUUUGUAUUUUACACAAAGUCUUCUUAUCCCGAGGUAUCAGUUAGUUUAAAAAGUGCUAAUGAAUUUUAUUAUAAUAUUAAUGGGAAAACCAGAUAUGUUAAACUUCAUAAUAACGUUAACUGGCCAUGUAAUGUUAAAGUUGUAGCUGAAACUGGAAAAAUUCAAGUGAAAUUGUUUAAAAAAGUAUUAGCACUUUGGCCAACCUAUGGCAACAUAUCUCAGGCUAAAUUUGUUCAAAUUGACUUUUGGAAAUGUAUAUUUAGAGAAUCCUACAAAGUUACCCAUAAUGUUCAAUUUUUGUUAUUUAAGUAUGAACAACAAGUGUAUAAUCAUGUUUAUCCUGGUCAACAUGUCUAUGUUAAAUCCAAAUUAAAUGGUUGUGAUAUUUCAAGACCUUAUACGCCUGUUUGGCCGCUAGUGGAUACCACAGAGUAUGGACGAAUAGCCGAGGAUAAUUUGUGUUUAUUAGUAAAAACAUAUCCUAAUGGUACUUUAAGUUCACAUUUAUGUUCUUUGUGUCCAGGUGACUUUAUUGAAGUUAGUAAACCACAGGGUAGUUUUGAAUGUUGGACGUUGAAAACAAAUCUAAUUUUACUGGCUGCUGGUACAGGCAUAACACCCAUGGUUCCAAUUAUUUGGAACGCUUUACAUUCACCGAUUAAAAAGUACCAUGUCACCUUGUUAUACUGGAACAAAACCGAAAAAUGUAUAAUUUGGAAAGAGCAGUUGAACGAAUUAUGUGCCAAAUAUACAUCUAGAUUUAUUGUUAAACACAUUUUAUCGGGUGAUGAUAACCAGGAAAAUACACAAAAUGGACAUGUUGAUGAUGUAUUAAUUAAAAAAUAUGUUCCAGCACAAUCCAAUAAUGAUCAAAUGACUAGUGCUAUUUGUAUAUGUGGUCCAUUGGGAUUCAAUCAGUUAUGUGAAAAGUUUAUAAUCAAACAAGGAUAUUCUGCCAAUGAUUAUUUUAUUUUUGGGUAAAAUAUAAUAAUAAAAACAAAUGUGUACUUUUCUAUAAACAAAUAAAUUAUACAUAGUAUACAAAUAUAUCACAA